CUUUAGGCAACAUCAUCGUCAUGACAUACACAGCUGCCAGGGUUAAGCAGGAGAUUGCGAAAGAAGUGAGUGAAGCCUUGGUAUCUAAUGUAUGAGAAGAACCAAAACUUACAACGAUAAGGGAAUGCUUCCGUGGCCCAAGUUCUUUGCACAAAACACGGAUAUGAGCAUCGGCCGUGUACUGCGCUGGUUCCAGAGGAAGAGAUUGUUUUCAUCAAUUCUUCGACUGAAGUGGCUUUCGCCAGAGCAUCACAGCGAGAAAACUCCCGUCGGAGCCCUGCUUCUCCAUUUCGUCAGCUGUACCAUCCUUAUAUUCGCGACCUACAAUAUGAGCCCGAAAGAUGCCUACACACUGCUUACAUCCCUGAGCGCCUAUGUCAUCAAUGCCUUCAUCGGGACGUUCCUGGGGCUGGGCAUUCUCAUCUUACGGUUCCGCGGACCUCCGACUACCCUUACCGACGACGACGCCUCGACAUUUGGGAAAGACCCGCCGCAGUUGCCGCGUACUUGGGCCGAGAUGACUGGAAAACGUUUCCGUCCCUUCCUGUCCGUCUUUUGCGCUUUCGUAUACAUGUGCGGUGGGCUUUACCCGGUGAUCACCAACUGGGUUCCUCCUUCCAAGUACCUAUCUACGCAAUUGAAUCCCUGGUGGGUGAUUCCCACGGUCUCAUGGAUCAUCAUCGGUCUAGGUGUUGCUUGGUUCAUCGGCUUCGUUCUUGUCGCUCGUUAUAUCGAGAGGAAGGACCAUAGAGUAUUCGUGGUGGAGAAGAAGCCGGAAUUCGAGCAGGCAGAUAGAAGCAGCCGGGGCACUACGGAAAUUGGGCCCGAUCUUAUACAGGUCCAUGAGACUGUAUAUCUGAGCUGGGUUGGAAGGGAAGCGCUUCGUGCCCGACGUCCGGUGUUUGACGACUCCAGACAAACUAAUGCCGAUAUGAGGGAAACACCAAUGUCUCCUUUCGCCGGGACUGAUUUUGCUGCAUUCAUGCAGCAAUCGCCAGGAAGAGAAGGGCAUUGGGGAUGGCGUAGGGAGGGUGGUGCUUGACAUCCUGGUCUGGGAGGAAGACCGAGGAGGAAAAGAGAAUGGAGGUUUGUUGGGUUCAAAUUAUCGAUAGACGGUA
This is a messenger RNA of Colletotrichum acutatum, 1118 nucleotides long. Its product is annotated as high-affinity methionine permease. NCBI's taxonomy places the organism in Eukaryota, Fungi, Ascomycota, Sordariomycetes, Glomerellales, Glomerellaceae. The record is from RefSeq and is a predicted model, not a curated record. The coding region runs from base 92 to 1042 and encodes 316 amino acids. The transcript has 2 exons.